GAGAUAAAACACGACUCGGGAGAUAAAAGCUUUAUUGCACUUUAGCAUGCAGAAAAGAGGGCCGUUUUAAGGGAAAGGACUCCCCACUGUAAGCAACAUCCCCACGCCUCCCACACUGCUUCCUCUCCACUGAUUGUCUUGUUUCCACACACACUCAUCCGAACGCACUUCAGGCACGGGACAGCAUGACUAGCGGAUAUAAGGACGGGGCACCUGAAGAGGACUACGCUCACUCACCGUUCAUCAGGAAACAGGGGAACAUUUACAAACCAAAUAAUAAAGAAAUGGAUAACGACAGCAUCAACGAAAAGACGCUUCAGGAUGUCCACACCAAGGAGAUUGACCUGGUCAACCGGGACCCAAAGCAUUUAAAUGACGAUGUGGUGAAGGUGGACUUUGAGGAUGUGAUCGCCGAGCCUGCCGGCACCUACAGCUUUGAUGGCGUGUGGAAAGCGAGCUUCACCACCUUCACAGUGACCAAAUACUGGUGCUACAGGCUGCUGACGGCCCUGGUGGGCAUCCCGCUCGCCCUGGUAUGGGGCAUCUUCUUCGCCAUCCUCUCCUUCAUCCACAUCUGGGCGGUGGUGCCUUGCGUGAAGAGCUACCUAAUCGAGAUCCACUGCGUCAGUCGAGUCUACUCCAUCUGCGUGCACACCUUCUGCGACCCGCUCUUCGAAGCCAUGGGAAAGUGCUUCAGCAGCGUCCGGGUCUCCACCACCAAGGUGGUGUAGAGACAGGGAGAAGGAAAAAAAAGCCAGAGGGAUUGGGUGGGGUGGGGGAUACGGAAACCGAUGUCCGAAGUAGGAAGAUAAAACUAAUGUAACCUCUCUUAAAAAAGGGCAAAGGAAAAAGUGAACAGAGAUGGAGGGUUGCACUGUAUUUAGGUGGCCCUUAGGUAAGACUCUCCUCUCCGUCUCUGUUCUGUCCAUGAGCUUUGUCUUCUUUCAGCUUUGGAGUCCUUGAGGUGUUGGGGAUGUGUGUUACAAAAGGAUCUUUUUUUUUUUGUACAUUUUAGCAUUUAUCACCGUAGGAAUACCGUUUCAGCCCGACUUUUAAAGGAGAAGUUAAUGCAAAAAUGCAAAUUCUGUUAUUUACUUACCCUCGUAUCGUUCCAUGAUCGUCGCUCCGAAACCACCAUAAAAGUGAUCCAUGUGACUUGUGCACAAGUCUACCGCAGUCGUGUGAUAUGAAAUGUAGAGGAUGAGUCAUAUUAACCACUUUUAUGGUACUUUAAAGGUGCUUUUUUGGUGUUUUGUGUAUUCUUUGACAGUAGUCACAAGCAUUAAAAGGGAUUGUUCACCCAAAAUAGACAUUUGGUCAUGUUUAAACUUGUAUUAAACAGUCCCCAUAAGAAAGAAACUAACGCAGGUGUAAACGAUGACAAAUGUUUCAUUUUUGGGUGAACUAAUCCUUAGGGUAUAUACUGUAUGUAUAAAAAUAUAUAAAUAUAGUAUUAAUAAAAAAAGCUACAUUUAAAAAAAAAAAAAACAUUAAUGUAAAAGUAUAAAAUAAAUUCCGUUUUAUUUUUAAGAUGCAGUCACUUAAGUGACAUUUUGUCAGAAAUACUAUAUUUUAUAUAAAACCUGGAUUUCAGCCGUAAAAAAAAUUGCUGUACAUGUUCUACUUUGUAUGCAACUGAAAAGUCAUAGGUAUAUGCAUUUGGAAAGAUACGAGGUUGAGUAAACAUCACUGAAUUUUCUUUUUGGCGUGAACUAUAACUUUAAGAUUUGCCCGCUGGGACAAGGCUGUGAAUUUGUUUUUUUUUUAAUGGUUUUGCUUGUUUUUUUUUGUCCCCUUUUGUUCAUCGACACGUCCACUCAGCUGUCCCAAAGUAGUUCUAUUACGGCGUGUGAACAAUAUAUAACAGAUUCUAGUAGUUUUUGCUAUGUUCAUCUUUCCAUUUGGGUACUAUCGACCUUCAUCACUGGGGGUUUGGGAAAUCCAAACGUUUUCUGUUUGUUUUUGGGAACGGGCUCGGGGGAACCUGAACGAAUUUUAGAGUAAAAGAAAAAACAAGCAGGCGUGUCCCUGCUGAUGUCAAGACUGCCCGUCACACUGCACGCUGCCACUGAAUAUGGCGGACGGCCCGAACGCGGGGCAAAAGAGGUGCCCUCACUGAACCCUUUGCCAGCUCAGCAUAUACUAACAAAGAGACUGUUCCUGGCUCUGACAUGUAACGCUUCCAACCGGCCUUCACGGCAACAGCUUUUUGAGUGGCAGAGAAUGUCUUUACACCUUCCAGAGAGACGUCACACGAAGCUAGCAGCUCUAGGACAACAACCUAGCGAGGUCUUCCGGCAGAUCGUGAAGAUUGAACUUUUUAAGCACAUUAUUACAGCCUUGACAUAUACUUAAACUUUACUUGCGGUCUUUGAAGAUGAAGAACUUGUUUUUUGCAUUUUUUUUAUGUUGUUUCCGCAGAACGAAGUGACAUUGUUUGGUUUGGAGUUUCGUCCCGUAAACAAAACGGUCUGCUUUUCUGUUUAUUCACUGUCACACACACACACACACACACACACACACACACUGGCAAAGACUGGCAGCAAACUAACAUUUCCAGCAUCAGAGACUGCUGCUUAUGUGGGGUUUAUAUGUUGUACUGAUAUUAAGCUCACUUCUCUCACCUUUUGUCUACCUGCUUUGAUUCGGUCACCUCUUCGUCUACCUGCUGUCUUAGUAUCUAUUGCGAUGCAUUUGCUUCAAAGAAUCUGCCUCUGUAGAUGAGAUCGUAUUUUUAUUCAUAUUUUUAUAUGAAAACUCAAAUUCUCUUUCCUUGCUUUUACUGUAAAUUCACAUAAUGCCGUGCACAUUAAAGAAAAUUUAAUAUAAAACAA
Puntigrus tetrazona (Sumatra barb) is the source of this 2834-nucleotide messenger RNA. It is a transcript of the gene cav1, whose product is annotated as caveolin 1. NCBI's taxonomy places the organism in Eukaryota, Metazoa, Chordata, Actinopteri, Cypriniformes, Cyprinidae. The coding region runs from base 186 to 731 and encodes 181 amino acids. The transcript has 3 exons. The record is from RefSeq and is a predicted model, not a curated record. Gene Ontology annotation, cellular component: Golgi apparatus; perinuclear region of cytoplasm; cytoplasmic vesicle. Gene Ontology annotation, molecular function: molecular adaptor activity; transmembrane transporter binding; protein kinase binding. Gene Ontology annotation, biological process: caveola assembly; negative regulation of endothelial cell proliferation; negative regulation of protein tyrosine kinase activity.